AUUGUGCUGUUUCCUUAUCUGUUUUCGUUCCGACUUCCGAGCAUUUCGACAGUACCAUUCGACAGCGGUUGACUUGUUGUUUACGGUAUUUUUAAUAUUACAACAUUUACAACCGCAAUAAUAAUAAUAAUAAUAUUAAACAUUUAUACGUUAUUAUUAUUAUUGCAUACCGUUCGCGUUGUGUUUUUUUCGCGUGACCCGUCAACGAACAUCCCGGACCUUGGUGAAGCGGAAGGAAAUCGCAGGACGACAGACACGCACAGGUUGGUACCGUACACUUAAUGUUACUACCAUCCAGCGUCCACAAUGAUCGAAAACGCGGAACUGGUCAUGCAAAUGCUGGAGAUGUACCAGAUGUACAAGCAACAGGUUCCCGUGGAACUGGAAGAGUACCUAAGGUACGUAGCAAAGACCGGAAACACACUGUUCCAGUGGACGCUGGUCAAGCCGUUCAUCCGUGAGAAGAUAAUGAACGUUAUUGCCGAAUUUGUGGAACAGUCUGCGCUGUCUGACAUACCGCCAUACCCAAAUGUCGAUCCAUUCAACUACGAGGCCAUGAAGACCAUGUUGUUGGAGCGUUUUGACACUUUCAAUGGGCCCCCGUUCACAAUUCAGAGGCUUUGUGAGUUGUUAUCUUGCCCAAGAAAAGAGUACAACCGUGUGGACAAAUUUAUGCGUGCUGUAGAAAAAAACAUAUUGGUCGUCAGUACUUGCGAGUUGAGACCCAAACGAGAAGAGCCCAUUGUCAAUGGCGUCCCAGACCGUUGGGAAAAUGGGAAAGAGUCCGAUAUCAGUAUGGAAUUGGUAGAUAAAAAUAAUGUUAUUACAGACACAAGUGUCCUAAAUGGUAAUGAUACAGUUGAAAGUCUUCUGAACGAACUAGAAUCAAUGAAAACUCCUGAAACAAAACUGGAUGAAUCAAAGACAGAACAAAAAGAUCAUCUUGUCGCACAAGUUACAGACAAAGUUGAACCUAAUAUUACUCCUGAAGAACCCAAACAAGAUACUCCAGUAUUAAUCACCCAAGAUACACCACUUCAGACACAGAUUACAGAUUCUACUACAGAAGUUGCAGAACCGGUCGAUAUUGAUGUCGAACCGGUCGAUGUUGAUGUCCCACCAAAUGUUUCUGCUGAACAUGAAUCUACAGUUGACCAACCAAAAGAGUUAAACUCUGAAGUCAGUGAAAUUCAACCUGUUGAAGUUAAAGAACAAAUUGUAAGUGAUCCUGUUGAUGAGCUUAAAGAUUUAUCCCAAGAUAUAGACCUUGAAAUUGUCAAACCAAAAACUGAAGAGCCAAUUGUAGAAAGUAAUAAAUUGGAUCAUUUGGAAUUAACACCAAUAGAUGCUGAUCGAGUAGAAGGCUCAAUUAUUCAUCAAGCUCCUGAUUCUGAUAACAAAGUAGAAUUAGAUAUAGACGUAUCACAAACUGCAGUUGUGUUGGAAAAAUCAGACGAAAAUCUUGAAAGUAUGGAUGUACAAGUUGAAGAUGUAUCCAAAAGUAUGGAAUUGGAAGUAAUUAGUGAUAAUGUACAAGAAGAAUGUACAAAUCCUACAGAAAUUCAAAAUGACAAACAAGUUGGUGAAUCUACUGUUGAUGUACCUACUGUAGACCCAAUUUCUAUAGAUAUGGAGGUAGAACAAGAGAAGACAGAAAAUGACAUUAUCCCUGACGUUAUACCACAAGAAAGUGUUAAAGAAAAUGAAGACAUCCAGACAACGGAACCUAAUAAAACUGUUGAAGAACCUCAAGUACAGGAUGAAAAUAAAUUGACUGAAAGUGAAUAGUCUUAGUAAAUAUUAGCCCUAAAUGAAUAUUACAUACAUUGACUGGUUAGGUUAAUAAUAAUGAAAUUUUAUCAAUUAGGUAAAAGUUAUGUAAAAUUUAAUGUUUAUAUAUGUACCUACGUGAUAAAUUCAGAAUAAGUUAUUUCAUUUACUGUACAAAAUUAUUUGCAUAUAUUGCUAUUCUGAUUAAAUCAAUAAUCAAUAAUCAAUUUUUUUUUUUGAUAUAUAAUUGUAAAUGAAUAAAAAUGUAGUAUAUUUUGAAUAAAGCAUUUUUAUUUUUAUUAAAACAUUAAAAAUAAUCCAUGUUUUAACUAUUUGUAGCUCAAUACAUUAUUUGUUCAUAAUGUAUAAUUUUUUCUCGUCUUAUACAGGCACAUUUAUUUUAUAUUUUUUAAUAAAAAAUACAAUUACAUCAGAGAAAAAACUCACUUAAAGUAAUGCAUAUUUGUUAACUAAAUAAAAAGUAUCAACAUCUAUAUAUUUUCAUUCCUAUUUUAAUGUAUUGUUGUGUGUCAAAUACACUUUAUUUUUAAAUGUAAUUACAAAUGCUUUAUUUUUGAUGAAAAAAUUUCAUUUGUAUCUCUAAAUUAUCUAGUUAGUUUUAUAAUUUAUACUCUGUACUAUCUUGUUUGAAUGACUGAAUAACUUUUGCUUGAAUAUUUUAUUAACCGUAAAAAAUUUUCCAUUUGAAGUACAAUAAAUUAUAUUUGUACAUUAUCAAUAUUAUCAUCCCCUUUAUGAACAGUUAUCUAAUAUCGUUAUGAAAUUUGUUUAAAUAUAAUAUAACUUAUAAAAGAAAAACUAUAAAAG
Molecule: messenger RNA, 2598 nt
Organism: Metopolophium dirhodum (rose-grain aphid)
Lineage: Eukaryota; Metazoa; Arthropoda; Insecta; Hemiptera; Aphididae
Gene: PPP4R2r
Product: serine/threonine-protein phosphatase 4 regulatory subunit 2
Exons: 1
Coding region: 307-1788 (493 amino acids)
Biological process (GO): protein dephosphorylation
Cellular component (GO): nucleus; protein phosphatase 4 complex; cytoplasm
Molecular function (GO): protein phosphatase regulator activity
Source: RefSeq, a predicted model, not a curated record